UCUAACCUUACGUCCCUAAUGCCACUGGUAAAAAAAAAAAGAUACUGAAUUAAACUGUAUUUAUUGGACAGCAGGUUCUAACACUAACUUGUCUUGAGCCGUUAUUUACAAACUGUUACAGUUACUAGGUAACGUGACGUCAGAGAACUUGGUAAUUCAAGUUAAAUCUUAUUGGUCAAAAUGUGAGACACACACAAAAAAAAAAUGUAUAGUUCUCCAGAUUACUUCCAUGUUAGAUAAUCAGUUGACGUUCCUCGUUAAAGAUGAGACGUGUGUUUACAGUAAGUCCGGCACCGUCAUUGACAACUGAAAUAGAUGAUCAAAACCACAGAAACAAGAAAAAUCUGACAGAGGAUCUUUUCGCUUUGAAUGGUCUUAGGCAGAUUCUGGGGUUUCAGCCUCCUUCUUUGGACAGCACCACUGAAAAGGUUCCUACAAGAUUUCGCUGGUGUAGAGCUCUUGUGUUGGUGCUCUUACACCUUGCGUUAGCUCGAACCAUCUUAGCAACCGGUUACCAAUGGUUUGCUGGAAGUACCUCCAAAAUCUCAAGAAAUACUCAGAAUGAUUUUUUGACAUCUCUUGUAGCUACCAUCACAGCAGAUAUCCUGGUUCGUCGACAAAAACCUCUAGAUGAAUUUAUAAAUUUUCUCAACCAAUCCAUCGCUCCAGCUCUGGACGUUCCUCAAAAGGUUUUGAUUACAAAAAAAUUAAGAUAUAUUACCAUCAUGUGCAAAGCCUCAAUUUUGAUCUCCGUUAUCGGUGCAUGUGUGAUCAGUAUUUUGCUUGUUCCUUUGAAAACAUCUUUAUCAGAAAGCUUUUUUGGGAUGAAAGUUAUGCCAGUCCCAUCGUUUCUUCUUUACACCCUUGUGUGUAUCGAUUAUUCUCUAGACAUCUUCGUAAAGUGGGGAGUGAUGUCUGGUACAGUAGCGCUUUACAUUUCUUUCUGCACUAUCCUCAAAACGGCGGUUGACUCCUGGAACCAGAAAGCACGCGACGUAGGAGAAUCAGUUCAACGUGGUGUCAGGAGCUUGAAUUACCUAAAAACUUUGAAGAUUUUGAGGAGAGACCACUGUAAUUUUGAAAACGCGGUUUCUCAGCUGGAUUCCAUAUUUUCUCCACACGUGUUCGUAUGGGUUUCGCAUUUUGUUAUCGCAUCUCUUGUACAAAUGACCAUUUGUCUUGUUUACACUAUCAGUAACGACGCUAUAAUCCAGUUACUUCUCGAAUCCUUCAUUCUCGACGCAUUUCCAACCAUAUUUUUCCUUUCUAUAACCUUCUAUGCUGCUGGGCUUUCUGGGGCUUCAGGAGAAUCAUUUCAACACAUUCGGGCAAUGGUAAAUGAAGAAAAUAACUGCACGGAUGAUAUAAAUAAAGAUCUUGAAAUCCAUUCUUUGUUCCUAGAUCUGAUGGCAAGUAAAAUGAAUUUGACUGCCUGGAACUUCUUUUCAUUGGACAAACCUCUUUUAUUGAGCGUAGGUGGAGCACUUUUCACUUAUGGUGUCGUCGUUGCACAGUUAAAUCCAGUGUAAUAUAAUGUUUAGAUCAGCGGGUUGAUCCACAACAAAAACGUUUGAAUGUACAUAAUUUAGAAUCUGAAAAGUACGGUGUUACUUAUUUUGUUGUUUUAGCACGUUAAACGCUAUGUUUUAUUUAGCAAAAGCCAUGAGAAAUACACAAUUAACUGAUUCGUAAGUAUACAAUAUUGACUAACCAAUACUAUGACGUAGAGCAGUGCUUUAAUAGUUCCUUCCAAUUUUGAUGUUAGAAAGGCAAACACAGUUUAAUUAAUAUGUGAUGUAACCAAAUUAUAGGGUACUGCAAGAAAACACUGUUCACUGAUGCACGUGUUAUUUCAACUUCAAAAGAAAAUACUGCACAAUAGAUUGUUUAUCCAACAUGAUAUCUAUUUUACACAAAUAUAAGAAAAUGGUUACGCUAAUCACAGACUUAUAAGUUGCCUCCAGCAUAAUAUUAAAGCUUUGGACAAAUUUACGAUCAAUUUUUUAAAACGCAUCAAUUAAACUAUUCAAAUAUAAAUACCUAUUAUUUCUUAAGUAUUAUUUUGAGUGAAAUAUAUUCAAAUUUAAAAUAAAUACAAAGAGUGGAGUAACUUUGGUUGCAAAUGGGAGACAGGUUUUAUAGCUGGGCUAUGCAUGAAGAUGAGGUAUCAAAAUAACAAAAAGUAUGCUAGUCUUGAACAAAUUAAGGAGACAUGUCCCCUGUGAAAAAAAUAUAAGCAUUGAAAUCGAGUAUUCCGAUAUUGAUAUCACCUGAUAAAUUCUUUGUUAAAUGUAGAUGUAGUGUUUUAGCUUUGAUUUUAUACGAUGUUUUAAAAUGUCAGUGAACUUUAUGAUAUGUUAAAACAGAUGUAUAUUUUUUUUGGUCACAGUAAAUUAUAACCAUUUAUUUAACGAAUGUAGCUCAGCUAGAAUUAUUUCUAUUAUAAUAUAUCCACAAAUUUCGUAGAGUGUAUAAUAGUCUACUAGAAUUAUUCCCACUAUAAGAUGUCCACACAUUUUGUAGUUUCUAAUGUAUACUAAAAUUAUUCGCACUAUAACAUAUCCACAAAUUUUGUAGUUUAUAAUAGUCUACUUGAAUUAUCCCUACUAUAACCUGUCCACAAAUUUUGUAAUGUAUAAUAGUCUACUUGAAUUAUCCCUACUAUAACCUGUCCACAAAUUUUGUAGUUUAUAAUAGUCUACUAGAAUUAUUCCCACUAUAACCAAUCCACAAAUUUUGUAGAUUAUAAUAGUCUACUUGAAUUAUCCCUACUAUAACCUGUCCACAAAUUUUGUAAUGUAUAAUAGUCUACUUGAAUUAUUCCCUCUAUAACCUGUCCACAAAUUUUGUAAUGUAUAAUAGUCUACUUGAAUUAUCCCUACUAUAACCUGUCCACAAAUUUUGUAAUGUAUAAUAGUCUACUUGAAUUAUUCCCUCUAUAACCUGUCCACAAAUUUUGUAAUGUAUAAUAUAUAUUAAAAUUAUUCCCACU
This is a messenger RNA of Limulus polyphemus (Atlantic horseshoe crab), 2992 nucleotides long. RefSeq lists its product as uncharacterized. The transcript has 2 exons. Bases 264 to 1529 code for a protein of 421 amino acids. Gene Ontology annotation, cellular component: membrane. The record is from RefSeq and is a predicted model, not a curated record. NCBI's taxonomy places the organism in Eukaryota, Metazoa, Arthropoda, Merostomata, Xiphosura, Limulidae. Gene Ontology annotation, biological process: sensory perception of taste.